This is a messenger RNA of Mangifera indica (mango), 2467 nucleotides long. RefSeq names its product APO protein 3, mitochondrial. Gene Ontology annotation, molecular function: RNA binding. The transcript is spliced from 2 exons. NCBI's taxonomy places the organism in Eukaryota, Viridiplantae, Streptophyta, Magnoliopsida, Sapindales, Anacardiaceae. The record is from RefSeq and is a predicted model, not a curated record. The coding region runs from base 26 to 1396 and encodes 456 amino acids.
UUAAAAAUAAUCUUUUUUCGUUGAAAUGUUAAGGGAAGGGCUCGAGGUUAUAGUUACUGUAGAUAGUAGCAAACUCUUCAAUUUUCCUGGCAGCCGAACAGAGGUUCGAAAAGAAAUGCAAAGAAGGAUACUGUCUCAAAUCUCUUGCUCAAACAAACUUAACAACCUCCGAUUCACCAAUACCGUUUUCACUUCGUACAAAGCCCAAAACCGAAAUCUUAGCGGAGAUGCAGACGAUUCUCUGUACUCAGAUGUACCGAAACCACGCAGGAACAAAUCGGAGAGAAAGCCGUAUCCUACACCCAUGAAGGUGUUGAUACAGAGAGCUAAAGCAGAGAGAGAAGCUAGAAAAUCCCAGCCUGUUAAGCUACUUGAACAUCCACCUGCCAACGGAUUACUGGUUCCUGAGCUCGUUUCCGUCGCUCACCAAGUCUAUUCAGCUCAUCAGUCUCUGCUCUAUGUUUUGUCAAAACUCGUUAAAGUUAUUCCCUUUCUACGCUGUAGGUUCUGUACUGAGGUUCACGUUGGUCAUGUGGGUCAUGAAAUACGAACCUGCGCUGGUCCGAAAAGCGGUUUUCGAAGUGCUACACAUGUUUGGAGAAAAGGGGGAGUUGGUGAUGUGGUGUUCUUCCCCAAGUGCUUCCAUCUCUAUGAUCGUGUUGGGAAGUCAAGAGUUGUUCAUGAUGAGAGGCUUAGUGUCCCUAGGCUUCCAGCCAUUGUAGAGCUCUGUAUACAGGCCGGUGUAGACCUUGAAAAGUACCCUACAAAGAGAAGAACAAAACCUGUGUAUUCUAUUGAAGGAAGAAUUGUAGAUUUUGAGUCUGUGAUAGAAAAUGAUGAAGUAGAAAGAAAUUUAGAUUUAAAAGAUGAUCAUCAGACAAAGCUGGGCUUAGGUGCUAAGAUUGAUGGAUGUGAAAGCAAAUUAAAUUUAGAGAAGAAAGGUUAUUGGGUGGAUCAAUCAAAUGAUCAAGAUGGAGAGGUUUUAAGGAAUUUGAGUAUUAUGACAAUGGACUCAUGGUUUGAAAUGGUAUCAGGAGUUAAGAAGAUCAUGGAGAAAUACAGUGUGUGGACCUGUGGAUAUUGUCCUGAGGUUCAGGUUGGUCCCAAGGGACACAAGGUAAGAAUGUGUAGAGCAUCAAAACACCAGUCUCGUGAUGGAUUGCAUGCAUGGCAGGAAGCAACAAUUGAUGAUCUUGUUGGUCCAAAUUAUGUUUGGCAUGUUCGAGAUCUUAAUGGUCCUGCUUUGGAUAACAACUUGAAGAGGUUUUAUGGCAAGGCCCCAGCUGUUGUAGAACUGUGUGUGCAUGGCGGUGCUCCAGUUCCUGAUCAAUAUAGAAGUAUGAUGAGAUUAGAUGUGGUUCCUCCUCAACGAGAUGAAGUUGAUCUUGUUGCUUGAAUGAUUUUCCUUUUAACCUUAUAAAUGAUACAACUAGGCUAUUAGGCUUCUGAUGUUACCCUUUUUGAGGUUGUUGGAGAUGUUGCUUUAUAGGGUUAAGCUGAUUGUUAGUGAGUGGGUGCUGUGUAUAUAGUCAAGCUCUGACAAAUUGGUCUCAGGUCUUCAUAUGUUGGGUUAAGUGUGCUUCUCUUAGUCUGACCUUUGAUUUCCUGUGCUUUGGAAAAAUAUGGCGUCUUAUUUCAUCUCUCCUUGUUCAAAUAGGCAACAUAUAUGAUGAGGAUUCAGACGAUCAUUUCUCUGGUUUCGAAGGCUAAGCUUCAGACUGAUGUUGCCAAUGCAGUAGUUGUGACAAAUGAAUUGGAUUAUACUGCACAGACAAGCAUGAAGAACCAUUGGUUGCCCUAUUUAUGCACGUUGAAGAAGUAGAGAGUCACUGUUGAUUGUAGGUGGUUUGUUAAAACUCCCCAGAUCAUGGAGUUUUGAGAAAACCAUACUUGUUAGAGAUCGAUUCGUAAGAAAUUAUCGAGCAAUCUCUUCUCUGCUGAGUACUUACAGCAAUGGGGUCCUUUUGACUCCUUAAAAUUGAUAUAAACUUUAUACCUGUGGCAUCAGAAAUUGCUAUUCCUGAAAGAAAAAGGAGAAAUUCCUUCUAGGUCUGCAUUUAUUAUGUGAUUAGGGUUAGAUGAAUUGGUAGAAGCACCGUCUAGUUUCUACAUUGUAAUUCAAUGCCAAAGUAAGAAAGUGCACUUUGAGCAUUAAUUUAUAGUGAUAUUGAUUAGUAUAUUAAUUCCAGUGAUGUACAUUUAUUCAACAGAGUUGGCUGUGGCCUCUAAACACCAAUGAAGUUCAUCUUGGAGGGAUGCAUUGUUUACCUGUUAGGUAGCCAUGAAUUCUCAGAAUUGUGGCCAAAGUGACUGGAGGAGAGAGAGAUAGUAAGUCAAAAGCUUUUGGGAUUAUUGUGGCCAAUGUUAUCAAGUGCCAUUGUAAUUACCUACCUACAUGUUUUUGGAGGCUGCUGAUGUUGAACAGAACCUUUGAACUCAUGGAAAUGAAUAUUCAAAAUUACUUGAA